UUGUUUACAUCUUGUCAUUCUGAUCUUCCCACUGUGGGGAUUCAAUGGCCAGCUAUGAGAAAUCCAGUGUGGUCGGUAUCUCUUCCGCUUCCUUGCUAACUCUUUCCACUUUCCUGAGUUCCUGGUGAUAGAAGGCAGUGGAUAAGCUUAGGAUGGUCAGACUUAACAAAGUAAAAUUGGUGCUGCAGGAAAAAGAGAAGAGAGUAGCAGAGAAUGGUGACAUGAAGACUAGAAGUGCAUCGUUUAACAAAGAGAUGAAUGAAGGGAAACAUGAGCAAUAUGAGCACACACUUGAUGGAUCAGUGGACAUCAGAGGUAGGCCAGCAGCCAAAGGCAAGACUGGAGGGUGGGUGGGUGGAGUUCUUGUGCUAGUGAACCAAGGAUUAGCGACGUUGGCAUUCUUCGGGGUUGGCGUGAACUUGGUCUUGUUCCUGACGAGAGUCCUGCAGCAGAACAACGCUGAUGCAGCAAACAAUGUCAGCAAGUGGACAGGCACUGUGUACAUCUUCUCCCUCCUUGGCGCCUUCCUCAGUGACUCCUACUGGGGAAGAUACAAGACAUGCGCCAUCUUCCAAGUCAUCUUUGUAUUCGGCUUGGUGCUGCUCUCUCUAUCCACCUACCUGUUUCUGCUGAAGCCCUCGGGAUGUGGCGAGGAGCACUUCCUCUGUGGCCCUCACUCGAGCAUGGACACUGGGGUGUUCUACCUCUCGAUCUACCUCAUUGCCCUGGGAAAUGGAGGGUACCAGCCGAACAUAGCCACCUUUGGGGCAGACCAGUUCGAUGCGAAGGACCCUGAUGAGUCCCACUCCAAAGUCUCCUUCUUCAGCUACUUCUACCUGGCCCUCAACCUGGGGUCCCUCUUCUCCAACACCUUCUUGAACUACUUCGAGGACAAGGGCAUGUGGGCACUGGGGUUCUGGGUCUCGGCUGGCUCUGCCGUGGUCGCCCUGCUCCUCUUCCUCUGCGGGACUUCCAGGUACAGGCACUUCAAGCCCAUCGGCAACCCCCUCUCCAGGGUGUGUCAGGUCGUCGUCGCCGCAUCGAGGAAGUGGAGGAUGAAGAUGCCAACAAAUGGUGGCGAUGACUUGUACGAGGCGGAGGAGAAGCAGGUCUCAGCCGCUCAUGGGAGCAGAAGGAUACUUCACACUGAAGGUUUCAGGUUCUUGGAUCGAGCUGCGGUCAUCGAUCCGGAGAAUGACUUCACGAUCCAACAAGGCAAGUCCGGCUGCUCCCGCGACCCAUGGCGCCUCUGCCCCAUCACACAAGUGGAGGAGCUGAAAUGCGUGCUCCGGCUAAUCCCCAUAUGGCUGACGACCAUCCUCUACUCCGUCGUCUUCACGCAGAUGGCCUCCCUAUUCGUGGAGCAGGGCGCAGCCAUGGACGGCACGGUAGCCGGCUUCCGUAUUCCCCCCGCGAGCAUGUCGGCCUUCGACAUCGUCAGCGUGGCGGCCUUCAUCUUGUUCUACCGAAGGUUCCUCAACCCCCUGGUCUCCCGGCUGAGAAAGGACGCGAGGGGGCUGACCGAGCUGCAGAGGAUGGGGGCGGGGCUCAUCCUGGCGAUCAUGGCGAUGGCGUCGGCGGGAACCGUGGAAGUGCAGCGACUGAGGAGCGUCUGCAGAGGCUGCGACGACGACAGCUCGCUGAGCAUCCUGUGGCAGAUCCCUCAGUACGCGCUGAUAGGAGCCUCGGAGGUGUUCAUGUACGUGGGUCAGCUGGAGUUCUUCAACGGCCAAGCGCCGCACGGGCUGAAGAGCUUCGGCAGCGCGCUCUGCAUGACUUCCAUCUCGCUGGGGAACUACGUAAGCAGCCUACUGGUGACGGCAGUGAUGGAGAUCACGGGGAAGGGCGACCGAGCCGGGUGGAUUCCGGCCAACCUCAACAGAGGGCAUAUGGACAGGUUCUACUUUCUCCUGGCGAGCCUCACCGCCGCCGACUUCGCGGUGUUCGUGACCUGCGCAAUAUGGUACACGAGCACCAAGUUAGAAGACAGCGACGAGGAUGAGGAUGAGAACUGCAACGUCUAAUUACCUAUCAUUUGAUGAUGGCGAUCAAUUUAUUCUUUGAUUGAGAGCUUGAGCAGUGGGUUACAGUAAUUCAAUGGAAUAAGCUGUUCACAGUGAA
Molecule: messenger RNA, 2121 nt
Organism: Musa acuminata AAA Group (dessert banana)
Lineage: Eukaryota; Viridiplantae; Streptophyta; Magnoliopsida; Zingiberales; Musaceae
Product: protein NRT1/ PTR FAMILY 7.2-like
Exons: 4
Coding region: 153-2024 (623 amino acids)
Biological process (GO): transmembrane transport
Cellular component (GO): membrane
Molecular function (GO): transmembrane transporter activity
Source: RefSeq, a predicted model, not a curated record